This is a messenger RNA of Acanthosepion pharaonis, 1110 nucleotides long. The record is from the annotation of a GenBank genome assembly. NCBI's taxonomy places the organism in Eukaryota, Metazoa, Mollusca, Cephalopoda, Sepiida, Sepiidae.
AUGAGAAAAAAAUCUCUCUCUCUCUCUCUCUCUCUCUCUCUCUCUCUCUCGAGAGAGAGAGAGAGAGAGAGAGAGAGAGAGAGAACUGAUCGUCCACGUCCUGAAGUUUGUAAUAUUUACUUACACUGUUCUUUACUUAUUUAUGUAUCUUUUUACUUCUUUUUUCUUUCCUUUCAUUCUUUCUUUCUUUUAUUUUUCUUUCUUUUUUCUUUCUUUCGUUCGUUUUUUUUUUCAUUUCUUUCUUUGUUUCCAUUCUUUCUUUCUUUCUUUCUGUUCGCUGUUGUUUUUGUUUCUUCAUGUCACUAUUGUACACCCCCGUCUUUUUUGUAUAACCUUCUAAAUUUCUUUCUUCCUUAUUUUCUUUUGUUUGUUUGUUUUCUUUCUUUGUUCUUGCUAUAUUUUUCACUCUCUUUUUUAUAUAACCUUCUAAAUUUCUUCCUUCCUUCCUUAUUUUCUUUUAUUUGUCUGUCAGUUUGUUUGUUUGUUUGUUUGUUUGCUUCUUUCUUUCUUUCUUUCUUUCUUUCUUUUCGUCAUUGCCUGUUAUUUUCUUUUGUUUAUAAACCUUUAUAUGUUUUCUGUUUUGUCGUUUUCUUUCUUUAUUCUUUUUUACUUCUGUAUUCUUUCUUUCUUUCUUUCUUUUUUUUAUUUUUUGUUCAGCAUGUUACUAUUCUUCUCUCUCCUCUUCUUUCUUUUUUUAAAAUUAUACAGUUUUGUAUUAUUUCGUGUUUUUUAUUGUUGUCUUUGUUUCUUCUUUCCUCCUUCCUACUUUCCUUUCCUUUCUUUCUUUCUUUUCUUUCUUUCUUUCUUUCUUUCUUUCUUUCUUUCGUUCCUCUUUUCUUUCUUUCUUUCUUUCUUUCUUUCUUUCUUUCAUUCCACUGUUUUUGUUUCUUCAUGUUGGUAUUUUUCUCUUUUACUCAUCUUUCUUUGCAUAGAUCUAAAUAUUUUCUUUAUUUUUUUCAUUUUCGUUCUCUUUCCCUUUCUAUGGCCUUUUGUCCUUCUUCUCGAUUGCCUUCCUUCUUCUUUCUUCAAAUUCUUCAUAAUUUUUCUUCUUUUACGUUUUCUUCCAUCUCUUCCUCUUUUAUUUUUCUUAAUUUCAUUUUUUCUUCUUAA